Messenger RNA from Macrobrachium nipponense, 987 nucleotides. Its product is annotated as spidroin-1-like. The transcript is spliced from 3 exons. Bases 1 to 987 code for a protein of 328 amino acids. Lineage: Eukaryota; Metazoa; Arthropoda; Malacostraca; Decapoda; Palaemonidae. The record is from RefSeq and is a predicted model, not a curated record.
AUGAAUGAUUCAGAGGAAGAUUUGGUGGCGGGGUGGCAGGCAGAAGCAGAUGAUUUCAAGAGAAAGAUUGUGGAGGGUUGGCAGGAGAACAAGCUAGAGGAUUCAGAGAAGAUUGGUGGAGUGGCAGGAGAAGCAGAGGAUUCAGAGAAGAUUGGAGAAGCAGAGGAUUCAGAGAAGAUUGGUGGAGUGGCAGGAGGAGCAGAGGAUUCAGAGAAGAUUGGUGGGGUGGCAGGAGAAGCAAAGGAUUCAGAGAAGAUUGGUGGAGUGGCAGGAGAAGCAAAGGAUUCAGAGAAGAUUGGUGGAGUGGCAGGAGAAGCAGAGGAUUCAGAGAAGAUUGGUGGAGUGGCAGGAGAAGCAGAGGGUUCAGAGAAGAUUGGUGGAGUGGUAGGAGAAGCAAAGGAUUCAGAGAAGAUUGGUGGAGUGGCAGGAGAAGCAGAGGAUUCAGAGAAGAUUGGGACGGCGGGCGACGGCCACCAUGGGUCCCGGGAACAGGCAGGCGAGGCCUGCCACGGGUCACAGGAACGGGCGGGCGAGCCUACCCACGGGUCCCUUGGAACGGCCGGCAAGGCCCGCCACGGGUCAUGGGAAGGGGCGGACGAAGCCUGCCACGGGUCCCGGGAACGGGCAAGCGAGCCUCGCCACGGGUCCCGGGUAAACGGGCGGGCGGGGGCCCGCCACGGUCCCAGGAACGGGCAAGGCAUGGCCCGCCAGGCGUCCCGGGACGGGCGGGCAAGGCCUGCCAGGCUUCCCGGGAAGGGCGGGCGAGGCCCGUCAGGCGUCCCCCGGGACAGGCGGGGACGAUGCCCCGGCCAGGCUUCCUGGCAACUGGGCCGGCGAGGCCAGCCAAGGCGUCCCAGGGACGGGCGGCAAGACCCGUCAGGCGUCACGGGACGGGUGGGCAAGGCCCGCCAGGCUUCCCGGGAAGGGCGGGCGAGGCCCGCCAGGCAUCCCGGGACGGGCGGGCGUGGCCAGCCAGGCUUCCCGUGA